GCCGCCGAUGGCAUCUACUCAUCAUCAUCAAGUAGUCGUCGAAGAACAAGGGGAAGGAGUUCCGGAUCGAAUAGACCAAAUGGAGCUGUUGAACGCAUCGCCAGUAGGUGCGAAAGAAAAACCAGCCAGUUCAGAGAACUUGAUCGAGCAGACACUUUCUGUUAAAGAUGAGAAAUUGGUUCCCGAUAAUGUUUCACAAGAUGCAAACAAUGUGGAUGCGUCAAGGGAUACUUCAUCUCAGCUGGGACCUUUGGAUGGCAGUAGAGACUGCAGUGAUAUUAAUCAAACCGUUGUCUCUGCACCUCAAGCACAGUCUGCCUUAAGUGGAGGAUAUGAGAAUGCUACUGGUGAAUGGGAGGAUUAUUCUCGUUAUAUCAAUGUUGAAAGCAUUGAAGCUGGCUCUACAGGUGUUUACAAUGAGAAUCCCUCUGUGAUGUUCCACACUGGUUAUGGAUACAGUCCUCAGUUACCACCUUAUGGACCAUAUUCUCCAGUGACAACUCCUCUUCCUUCUGGCAGCAGAGAUAACCAGCUUUACUCUCAGCAAUUCCCAUUCCCUGGCCCUUAUUACCAGCAAACACCUCCUCCUAGCAUGUCCUAUCUUACGUCGGCAACUCCAAUGUCACAACCUGAUGUGACUAUGCCAGUUGAGCAAGGUGCAUUUCUUGGUGAUAGUUCAAAUUCCCAUGGCAUGCUGUUUGGGCCAGGACCAGACUAUUCUCUUCCAUAUAGUCCUUUUGGCACGGAAAAUUUUGGUGGGAGUUCUGGUAACCCUGCUUUAUAUGAUUUGCGACAAGGGUUUGAUGGUUUUGGAAAUAAUGGGUUUUGGUCAGAUUGGUUGAAUUCUCCAGAUGGGGCAGGAUCCUUGAAUCCAAUGCCUUCGCCAGCAGCUUCGCCACAACCUGUUGGUGGAUUUCGAUCAUUUGGACAGGGCAUUGGACCUUUAUCUUCUGGGAUGGUCUCUCAAGACCAAAAACCUAUGUAUGGUUUUGGAUCAUCACUCGGCUCAUAUGAUGGAGGGUACUUUCAUGGUGGGGUGUAUCAUCAGGGAAGUAAUUAUGGAGGAUCUAUUCACAGCUUAGGAACUAAUGGGCAUAGCUUUCUCGCAGUCGAUAAAGGAAGAAGGAGAGGAAAAGGGGGUGCCUCCUUAUGUAACUGUAAUGGUGCUCUUGAUUUUCUCAAUGAGCAAAACCGAGGACCGCGGGCCACUAGGCCGAAAAAAUUGAUCAUGGAACACAGCUUUCCAGAUGACAGUAAGAGUGGCAAUUCUCAUGCACGGCCUGUCAGUGAGUUAUAUAAUAGUCCAGACUUUUCUACUGACUACACCGAUGCCAAGUUUUUUAUUAUCAAAUCUUAUAGUGAGGAUAAUGUUCAUAAGAGUAUCAAGUAUGGUGUUUGGGCGAGCACUGCUAAUGGGAACAGAAAGUUAGAUUCUGCUUAUCAUGAAGCAAAAGAAAAAGGACACUCCUGCCCAGUUUUCCUCUUUUUCUCGGUUAAUGCCAGUGCGCAAUUCUGUGGAGUGGCUGAGAUGAUUGGACCUGUUAACUUUGAGAAGAAUGUGGAUUUCUGGCAACAGGACAAGUGGAGUGGCCAGUUUCCUGUCAAGUGGCAUAUCAUUAAAGAUGCUCCUAACAGUUUGUUUCGUCAUAUCAUUCUAGAAAACAAUGACAACAAGCCCGUAACCAACAGCAGAGACACCCAAGAGGUGAAAUUGGAUCGGGGUCUGGAGAUGUUGAGCAUCUUCAAGAAACAUGAAGCUGAUAUGUCAAUUCUUGAUGACUUUGAUUUCUACGAGGAAAGGCAGAAAGCCAUGCAGGAAAGGAAGUCCAGACAACAGCAUGGGCAAUCCAACCCUACAUUUCCUGUCUUGUCAGCUGCCAUUGAUGAGCUAAACUACUCGGCACCAAAAUCUGGGGAGGUGAUGAGUCAAAUUUCAAAGACCUUUGCUGAGGUGGUACGGCUGGAUGAAGGGAAAACUCCAGAUUCAAAGGCAGAUAAAGGUAACUCCACCACCACCCUAGCUGCUGCUGCUGCUGCUGCUAAGACCGAGGAUUUUAAGGAGGAAGCUACAGCAGAGGUUGCUCAAAAUAGUUAAGAGCGUUCAGCCGGAAGCUUUACCAUCCUCUCUGUCAUGCAUCCGUCUGUUUCUUGUUUUAUUCAUCACAAGUUUGGACGCAGUGACUGCUGGAAUCACACGAUGACAAAGACCGUGGAAAUGAUCACUUCUGGAGGCCGCAACAAGCAUGGUUGUAAAGUAUACAGAUGUUUCAGGAAUCUUUGGUUGUAACCUCGGUUUUUUGUCUUCUUCCUAUUUGUUAUUUUGCGUUGUGCUUGUUGGUUUUGUUUUCUUUUUCAGUCAUCUUUCCUUGUUCUUUAAUGGCAGAGUUUAUUGGAGCUGAUGUUUCUCCCAGCUCUUUUAAAGUUCUAGGUCUAGAUGAAUAAAAUUUCAGCCCCCGGGGUACUAGUUUGUAUAUUGAAUCUUUGCGUCUUUAAAACAGUAAAAGGACAUUGUGUUGAGUGAGGCUG
Molecule: messenger RNA, 2526 nt
Organism: Asparagus officinalis (garden asparagus)
Lineage: Eukaryota; Viridiplantae; Streptophyta; Magnoliopsida; Asparagales; Asparagaceae
Exons: 8
Coding region: 8-2095 (695 amino acids)
Biological process (GO): mRNA destabilization
Cellular component (GO): cytoplasm
Molecular function (GO): mRNA binding
Source: RefSeq, a predicted model, not a curated record